ACGGUGACAUUGAUUGAUUGGGAGCCCUCGGGGUGGUUUCCCGCUCACUGGAAAUGUUUGAAAGCACACUGGGUACCAGCUGUGCAUAACCAGGAACAUGAGUGGGAAGACCGAAUAAAGGAGAUUGUAACCCCAUACGAAAUGGAGCGCGAGGCAGACAAGGAUGUGGUACUGCAUGUCACGGACGGGCUCAGAUGGCACUAA
Pisolithus orientalis is the source of this 204-nucleotide messenger RNA. RefSeq lists its product as uncharacterized. The annotation marks the transcript as partial. The transcript has a single exon. The record is from RefSeq and is a predicted model, not a curated record. NCBI's taxonomy places the organism in Eukaryota, Fungi, Basidiomycota, Agaricomycetes, Boletales, Pisolithaceae.